Ophidiomyces ophidiicola is the source of this 1002-nucleotide messenger RNA. RefSeq lists its product as uncharacterized. Bases 1 to 1002 code for a protein of 333 amino acids. NCBI's taxonomy places the organism in Eukaryota, Fungi, Ascomycota, Eurotiomycetes, Onygenales, Onygenaceae. The record is from RefSeq and is a predicted model, not a curated record. The transcript has 4 exons. Gene Ontology annotation, molecular function: catalytic activity.
AUGGCCUCCCUCGCCUUCCCCUCGCUCGCCAAAAAGGCAACGUUGUCUGACGGCACGACAUACGGCUACGUAGCCGUCCCGGCAUCUACUGCGUCCAAGACGACCUUUCUUUUGCUCCAUGGAUACCCUUCGUCAUCUCACGAUUGGCGUCACCAGAUUGCCUUUCUGCAGAAAGCAGGAUACGGAGUCAUUGUACCAGACCUACUGGGAUAUGGUGACACUGACAAGCCCACGGACCUGACCGCUUAUCGCAUGAAGACUAUGUGUGCCCACAUGGCUGAAAUUCUUGACCUAGAGAAUGUGAGCCGCGCCGUGGCUGUGGCCCACGACUGGGGAGUUGGUUUGGUUUCGCGGCUCGCUACAUACCAACGUCACCGCUUCUAUGGCAUCGUAACAGUCGCCGUUACCUAUGUGGAGCCGGGACUUGUAUGGGAUAUCGAUGCAAUCUGUGAAUUAACCAAAAGCAUUGUUGGUUAUGAAACAUACGGCUACUGGAAAUGGCACAACACCGAAGAAGCUGCCGUGGACAAUAAUGAGCAUCCGGCCUCUGCGUUCAAUCUCGUGUAUCCGCAUGAUCCGCUGUUAUGGAAGUCAGACUUUGCCCCAGUUGGAAAGGCCGCAGAAUUCGUUCGCGCUGGCAGAACAACAGCCCUCCCAUCAUGGUACUCCCUUGCUGAUUACACCUUACGCGAUCGAAUUUUUGCCAAAGGUGGUUAUGCUGGACCUCUUUCCUGGUACAAAUCUGCCAUGCGCGGGGUGAAUACCGAGGACGAGGCUGCCGUGCCGGAAUCAGACAUCCCGUGUCCGUUACCCAAUUUAUUCAUUGCGGCUCAACAGGAUUAUGUCUGCAGGGCCGAUCUGCAAAGUGCACAGGCAAAAAAGUGGGUCCCGGAUCUAAGAAUUAAAACAAUUGAUUGUGGUCAUUGGGUUCAGCUCGAGGAGCCGGACUUGCUCAGCAACUUGAUCGUGGAGUUUGCGGAAGAGGUAGCUGGCAAUAACUAG